AUGGUCGACACACUCUCUCUCGAAGGCAAGGUGGCCAUCAUCACCGGCUCAGGCCGCGAGACCGGAAUUGGUGCAGCCACUGCUAUAGCUCUUGCUCGGAAUGGAGCCUCAGUCACGAUCAACUAUGUGUCUGAGGCCACGGCUCCGAGGGCCGCCAAUGUCAUCAAGAGCAUUGAAGAGGCCGGCGGUAAGGCCAUCGCCGUCCGCGCGGACGUGACCAAGCCCGAGGAAGCCAAGAAGCUCGUUGAGGCGACGUUGAAGGGCUUCAACACGGACAAGAUUGACAUCCUGAUCAAUAACGCUGGAGCGGUUUACGGUGGGCCGAACUUGAUGAAAGUUACCCCGGAAGAGAUCGAUGCCACCUUCGCGACGUCUGUCCGUGGGCCCAUCCUUCUGAUGCAGGCCACGGUGCCACACAUGCCCCGAUUCGGCCGCAUCAUCAACAUCUCUUCCGUGGCGUCCAAGCCAAUUACCCUCGACGGCGUGGCGCUCUACGGUGGAGGCAAGGCUGCCAUGGAUCAAAUCACUUUUGCUGUGGCAGCUGAGCUUGGCAAGAAUGGGAAGAACAUCACAGUGAAUACUGUAGCCCCGGGAAUCACCACCACGGAUAUACUGCCCCCCGAAGCUAUGGACGCCUUCGACAAGGCGUUGACGCCAAUGGCGAAGGUUGAGGAUCGUCCUGGUCAUCCGAGCGAUAUUGCAGAUACGAUUUUGCUGCUGGUCCAGGAGAAGAGCCGAUGGAUUACGGGCCAGUACAUCUCGUGCAGCGGUGGAAUUACUGGCAACUGA
This is a messenger RNA of Diaporthe amygdali, 789 nucleotides long. RefSeq names its product short chain type. The coding region runs from base 1 to 789 and encodes 262 amino acids. Lineage: Eukaryota; Fungi; Ascomycota; Sordariomycetes; Diaporthales; Diaporthaceae. Gene Ontology annotation, molecular function: oxidoreductase activity. The transcript is spliced from 4 exons. The record is from RefSeq and is a predicted model, not a curated record.